Messenger RNA from Oenanthe melanoleuca, 3829 nucleotides. RefSeq lists its product as uncharacterized. Lineage: Eukaryota; Metazoa; Chordata; Aves; Passeriformes; Muscicapidae. The record is from RefSeq and is a predicted model, not a curated record. Gene Ontology annotation, biological process: signal transduction. The transcript is spliced from 11 exons. The annotation marks the transcript as partial.
AUUUCGGGAAUUCGCGGCCAUCCCGGGACGGCGCCGCCGCCGCUUCGCUCCCGGGGGGGUUUUGGGGGAUUUUCUGGGGGGUCCCGGGGAUUUUUGGGGGUUUUUUUGGGGUCCCGCGAUGGCGGAGCCGCUGCUGCGCCGAACUUUGUCCCGCCUGAGGCGGAGGGAGCGCCCCAGGAGCGGGAGGGCGGAGGCCGAGGAGGGAGGGAGCGGCUGCGGGGAGCCCCAAAAUCAUCGAGAGGAGCCCCAAAAUCGCCUCGGGGAGCCCCAAAAUCAUCGUGGAGAGUCCGAAAAUCGCCACGAAAAACGCCAAAAUCGUCACGAGGAGCCCCAAAAUCAUCGCGGGGAGCCCCAAAACCAUCGAGAGGAGCCCCAAAAUCGCCUCGGGGAGCCCCAAAAUCGUCUCGAGGAGCCCCAAAAUCAUCGAGAGGAGCCCCAAAAUCGCUUAAGAAAGCCCCAAAAUAGCUUCAGAGAGUCCCAGGAUUACUUCGAGGAGCCCCAAAAUCUUGUCGAGGAGCCCCAAAAUCGUUUCAGAGAGCGCCAGAAUUACCCUGGAGAGCCCAAAAAUUGUCGUAGAGAGCCCCAAAAUCGCCUCGAAGAGCCCCAAAACCGCCAGGAGAAGCCCCCAAAGCGCCGCCCGCACCCCGAGGGGCCCCAAGCCCGUGAAGACCCGAACCCCCGGGGGGGGUCCCCAGUUUCGGGGGGGCCCGGGAGACCCCCCGGGGCCGGCGCGUACCUGCAGAGCCUGGAGCGCAGCAGCCGGCGGUGGCUGCUGGCGGGGACACUGGGGACACUGGGGACACUGGGGACACUGGGGACAGAGGCCACCGGGCACGGCGACAGCGGCGACAUCUGGUACAACCCCAUCCCCGAGGAGGGGACACCCGAAAAACCGGGAACAUCCGAGCGACACGGAGAGGAGGAGGAGGAGGAGGGAGCCGGGCGGGGACAGGAGAGCGGAGCCCCUCCGGCCGCCCCCUCCCCGCCCAGCCCGGGCCGCCCCCUCCCCAAACCCCGCGGGCCGGGCCCGGUGCGGCGCCUGUCGCUGAGGAUGCGGAAACUGCCGGAGCUGGGGCGGAAACUGAGCCUGAGGAUCCCCCGGGCCCAGAGUCCGGAACCGCCCCGGGAAACCCCCCGGGAACCCCCCCGGGAAUCCCCCCGGGAAUCCCGCAGCGUCAUCAGCCGCUACCACCUGGACACCAGCGCGGGCUGGGCGCUGACCAGUGCAGGGUCCGGCCCGCGGCUCACAGCGGGUCCUGGGGGUUCUGGGGGUCCAGAAAGUUCUAGAAGUCCUGGAAGUCCCAGAGGUCUUGGAGGUUCUGGAGGUCCCAAAGGUCCUGGAAGUCUCAGAGGUCCUGGAGGUUCUGGAAGUUCUGGAUGUUUUGGAGGUUCUGGAGGUGCUGGAAGUCCCAGAGAUCCUGAAGGUUCUGGAAGUCCAGAAAGUCCUGGCCGUUCUAGAGAUUCUGGAGGUCUUGGAAGUUCUGGAAGUUCUGGAGGUCCCAAAGGUUCUGGAAGCCCCAAAGGUUCUGGAGGUCCUGGAAGCCCCGGGAGUCCUGGAAGCCCCAAAGGUCCUGGAAGUCCUGGAGGUCCUGGAGGUUCUGGAGGUUCUGGAGGGCCCGGCAGCCCCGAUCCGGACCUGGGCUCGUUCCUCCCUUACCACGACCCCUCCCCCCACUCCUCCCCCGCGCUGUCCGCGCUGGUCAGUGUCCAGCUGCGCGGUUUAACCCCUGCCUGGCCGGACAGAAUCUUCUGCGUCCUUCAAGUGGACGGCGAGAGCCGAGCCCGGACCUCGGCGCUGGCCGGAGCGGCCGAAUUCGUGCGGCUGGAGCACAGCUUCAACCUGGAGCUGGACGGGGCGCGGGCGCUCAGCGCGGCCGUGCUGGCCUGGCACGGCUCGGCCGGCCGGAGCCGCCUGCUCGGACACGGCGCCCUGGGGCUGGCGAGGGUCUUUGGAGGUGGCCGGACUCGGUCCCUGGCCCUGCGGCUCCACCCCCGCGGUGUCCUGUACUCGCGGCUGACCCUCGUCCAGCUCCGGCCGUGUCCGGCCCCGUGUCUGUGUCCAGCGCAGUGUCCAUCCCAGUGUCCAUCCCCGUGUCCAUCCCCGUGUCCAUCCCAGUGUCCAUCCCAGUGUCCAGCCCAGUGUCCAGCUCCGUGUCCAUGCCCAGCCCAGUGUCCGUCCCCGUGUCCGUGUCCAUCCCCGUGUCCAUCCCAGUGUCCGUGUCCAUCCCCGUGUCCAUCCCCGUGUCCAUCCCCGUGUCCAUCCCCACGCCCCCCGCGGGUGUUCGGGGCGGAUCUGGGGGCGUUGCUGGCUCGGGAGCGGCGCCCCGGGGGGAUCCCGCUGAUCCUGGAGAAAUGCCUGGGGGAGAUCGAGCGGCGCGGGCUGAGGGUGGAGGGGCUGUACCGGCUCUGCGGCUCGGCCGCGGCCAAGAGGGAGCUCAGGGAGGCCUUCGAGAGGGACAGCGCGGCCGUGACCCUGUCCGAGCGCCUCUGGCCGGACAUCAACGUGGUGACCGGGGUGCUGAAGGAUUUCCUGCGGGAGCUGCCGUCCCCGCUGGUGCCGCCCCGGCUGCAGCGCUCGGUGCUCGAGGCCAUGGCCCAGAGACCCCCCCGGGACCCCCCCGGGGACCCCACGGCCCUGCUGGAGAGCCUGGGACCCCCGGAGAGGGCCACCCUGGGGCGGCUGCUGUCCCACCUGAGCCUGGUGGCCGCCCUGCAGCGCUGGAACCGCAUGGGAGCCCAGAACCUGGCGCUGUGCUUCGGGCCCGUGCUGCUGCCCCGGCACGGCUGGGAGCCGGGGGGACAGCGGGGACAGCAGCGGGGACAGCGGGGACAGCACCAGGGACAGCAGCAGGGACAGCGGGGACAGCACCGGGGACAGCGGGGACAGCCCCAGGGACAGCAGGGACAGCGGGGACAGCACCGGCAAGGACAGCCUCAGGGACAGCACCAUGGACAGCCCCAGGGACAGCGGGGACAGCCCCAGGGACAGCACCAGGGACAGCGGGGACAGCAGCAGGGACAGCAGGGACAGCAGGGACAGCAGCAGGGACAGCAGCAGGGACAGCAAGGACAGCAGCAGGGACAGUGGGGACAGCACCAGGGACAGCCCCAGGGACAGCGGGGACUCCGCCCCGGAGAGGAUGAGGAUGGAGGUGUGGAUUUCAAGAGGCACCUGGAGGUGCUGCAUUACCUGCUGAGGGUGUGGCCAGCCCCCCCGCUCCCAGCGUGGGCCGAGUCCCCCCAGAGUGACCCUGUGGUGGCCCAGGGUGACCCCCCGGUGGUGGCCCAGGGUGACCCCCCGGUGGUGGCGCGGUCGCGGCCGAGGGGUCCCGAGAGCCCCCCCAGCAAUCGCUACGCGGGGGAUUGGAGCGUGUGCGACCCCCGGGGAGAGCGCGGGGACAGCGGGGGGACAGCGCCCCAAAAACCGCCCCAAAAACCGCCCCAAAACCGGGAACUGCCCGGGGACAGCGGGGGGACAGCGCCCCAAAACCCGACCCAAAAACCGACCCAAAUCCUGCCCCAAAAACUGCCCCAAAAACCGACCCAAAACCGGGAACUGCCCAGGGAUAGCGGGGGGACAGCGCCCCAAAACCCGACCCAAAAACCGCCCCAAAAACCGACCCAAAUCCUGCCCCAAAAACCGACCCAAAAACCGACCCAAAACCGGGAACUGCCCGGGGACAGCGGGGGGACAGCGCCCCAAAACCCGACCCAAAACCCGCCCCAAAAACUGCCCCAAAAACCGACCCAAAAACCGACCCAAAUCCUGCCCCAAAUCCCGCCCCAAAACCGGGAACUGCCCGGGGAUAGUGUGCGGACAGCACCCCAA